Molecule: messenger RNA, 6542 nt
Organism: Aplysia californica (California sea hare)
Lineage: Eukaryota; Metazoa; Mollusca; Gastropoda; Aplysiida; Aplysiidae
Exons: 6
Coding region: 330-4571 (1413 amino acids)
Biological process (GO): immune system process; regulation of transcription by RNA polymerase II
Cellular component (GO): nucleus
Molecular function (GO): RNA polymerase II cis-regulatory region sequence-specific DNA binding; DNA-binding transcription factor activity, RNA polymerase II-specific
Source: RefSeq, a predicted model, not a curated record
CUCUGGCGUUGACCAGAUGACAAGGACAUGUGGUUACUUGAGGGAGGCAUUGCGCUGCCAAGGGCGAAAUGUUCGCAGCUAAAGGGGUUUGAAAACAACAACAGCAUCAAAAACUGCAACACCAUUUGAUUAUUGUCACCCAAGAAAGGUCAUAGGUUUAAUUUUUCUUCGAAAUAAUGAAAAAAUUGAGCUAAAUCUUUUACAGAAGAGUAUUUUUGUUGUUGAAAUGUGCCAAUUUUACUUUUCUUCUUUUUUUUUUCUCUUAUCCUUCCCCAGAUUGUCAUUGACCUGAUUUGUCCAUAUGCAAAGAGCUGGUUAUACCAGAGGCAAUGGAGCUGGACCCGCCACACAGCAUUGAGGUUAUCACGGUGACCACCACAUCCAACCCAGGCAGUUCAGGCAGGAGCGUCAUCCCUCUACAGAUUGAGCUGGAGAAGUUCCCUACGCAGCAAGAAAUUGAAGGUCAUGACAAUAAAAUGCGCCGGCCGGUUCGGCCAAUUGACCGACAGCGAAUGCGACCAUGGCUGAUGGAACUCUUGGACCUUAACAAUGUGUUUGGCUUGAGAUGGACCAAUCGUCAUCAAGGAAUUUUUCAGAUUUCAUGGCGCCAUGCUUCAAGACUUGGUUGGAACCUAGAAACUGAUGGUGAUGUUUUUGAAAGAUGGGCAAGGCAUACAGGGAUCUAUAAAGAAGGAGAUCCACCAGAACCAAAGCGCUGGAAAGCCAACUUUAGAUGUGCUCUACACAGUUUGAAUGAUGUUGUUGAGCUGACCAAUGCUGUUGAACGCAGAGGCCGGAAUGCUUGCAGGACGUACAGGUUUCUGCAGAGUGGUGAUGACCAGGUGUUGGGACGGAAAAGAGCAAAGGCAAAAAAAGCUAGAGAGGCCAAGCUGUCGGCCUAUGAGAGAAGCCUGAGAGAGCCAGUGAGGCAGGUUGUAGUGGAGUCUGCAUCCAGUGAAGAGCUGCUGUCUGAGGGAGAGGCUGAGGAGACCACACAGGACAAGGUCAUAGUUCAGAAAGUUGACACCAAAUGUGAGAUUGCUGGAGAGGAAUAUGGGCUGCAUCAUGAUCAUGACUACUCUGCUGGUCCAGAUAAGACAGUUUCAGAGAAGACUAUUGUGGUCCGUCAAGGGGUUGGCUCUAUUGUGCUUCAAAAGGAGAUUGUGAGUGCUCCCGAACCUGAUAACUCCACCAAAAACCUGUUCAUCUCCAACCUGGACCAGCUGGCUUCAGCUGCGAUGAGUUCUGCCGGUCUCGAGGCAGGCACUGUACAUGAAGUCGAGGUGUCCAGCUCCAACAGGAAAGUGAGGCAGCAGAAAGCAAGGAAACAUCGUGUAGAGUCGGAGGACCUGUCCAAAAAGUCUGAUUUCAGCCUGAAGCGGCUGUUGACAGGGGGCAAAGGACGGGAGGAGGGCCAAGGCAGUGAGCAUGGGCCAGUGACGCGAAAAAGAAAAGCUUCCACGUCAUUUGAAAUGAACUCGGAGGAACGCAGUGAACAGUUUCAAGUGCGUGCUGCUAAGAAUAGGCGCCGCAAGUUGUCUGAGCCUACUUCUCCGGCAAAGAGUAGCCGCAGUGAAGCAGUCAAAGCAAGUGGUCUUAGUCCCCCCUCUCCUCGCAUGACACGUCAGAGGAGUGAACGGAGCAGCUCUCCUAAAAUCCGGGGUCGUAAAACGCGAAGAGGGAAAAAGGAGGAAGAUGAGAAGUCUGAAUCUACAGAGCCUCUGAUGUCAUCGUGUUUGCUUUUACUGGAAGCAGCGACUAGGCUGGACAAUGCAGAGAAGGGCAGCAACUCUUCAUUGCGUUCCUCUGGUUCGGGAGAGACUAACAUUAGUCUCAGUAAUAUGGAAGUUUGUGAGGAGAGUGUGGUGGAGACCACUGUGGAGUCAGAGGUCCCACUCUCUGACCAUAAUGUUGCUCAAGAGGUAGACAUCACAGACAUAAAGUUAGAGCCUACUGAAGUUGAGAAGUCUGGUGAUGAAACAAAAGAUGAAACUGAUGAUGCAGGCUUAACUGAGGCUCCUCAUUCAAGUUCUCCUGGGAUUUUGAGAAGCACUCUGGAAACUAUUGGCACGGAACUUAAAGCAGAUGAUAUGAGACCUCGUACAAGAAGUGGAAAAAGUUUUCUGGACAGUUAUUCCAUGAGCGUAUCUGAAGGAAAAAUAGUUGUUGUGAAGGAUUCAGAGGCUAAGGGAUUGUUUAGCGGCUCAAGCAUUCAAUCGGAGCCGAAUGUCUCCAGUGAAUAUAAGAGAAGAGGCAGAGGUCGGGGUCGAGGGAGGUCAUCCCGUGGUAAAUAUUUUGUGGACAUCCGGACUAACAGCGGCCCAGCCUUGACAUUGAUGAAUAAUGGUGAUGAGCGCAAUCCAGAUGAGGUCACUAUGGAGUCUGUCACAACUGAUGGAGACGUUGGGAAAACAGAAUAUCUGGAAGAAAUGGAGGUGCCUCAAGUGGCAAAUUUUGCCACAGUCAAGUCUAACAGUGGUGUCCAACAGACGGUGAUCCAACGCGCUCUGCCAGUGCUCAGUGCACCUGUCCAGAAGUCUGGCAGCUCUGCGACAGAGUUUUCUGCUCCUGUUGUUAUUGCGCAUAAAGUGAGCGGCUUAGCAGGGACUCCUCAGAUUCUUAUGACCUCCACGGCAGUCAACCCCCAGCCCUCUGGUCGACCUGUAGUGGCGUCGCAGAAGCUCGUAGCAGCGGUGGCCAACAAGACACAGUCUACUCUCUUACCAGCACAGCUGCUGAGCAAAGGGUUGAAGAACCAAUCAUUGAUGCCUGGGAGCACUCUACCGUCUGUGACGAAACUUGCUGGUAGUCAGACAGUCGGGUCUGUUCUCCCCGUGGCCCUGGGCAGUUCGAUGCAUGUCACAUCCGCCCCUUCUCCCACUUCUCCUAUAAUAGCAAACAUCAGUGCAGUGUCUAUGAGUCCAGGGUCUGGCGAGAACCCCCAGCUGCUGUCUCUUCCUUCAUCCUCCAUUUCUAGCUUGAUGAACAUCAAAGCAGCAGCCACCGUGGGGCCUCGGACUAUCAUCUUGACCAGACCUCCAAAGACGUCGGUCGUGACGACCUCAGCAGCAGUCACAACCACAGCGACAGCUGCUGCCCAGAAAAAAGAAGUUGCGACGCUAGAACAAGGCAAAGAGGUCCAGAAUGAGGUGAAGCUCCAUGUGUUGCCUGUCAAGCCUACAACGCAGCUCCCAAACCACUCCCAUCCGUCUGUUCAAGCAGAGAAUGCUCUCAUAUCGCAGCUUCAGGCUCAUGUCACAUCUGCCAUUCAGCGUGAGAGUGAGAAUCCGGCUCAGGGUGUCUCUGGCCAGACAACGCCAACACAAGCUGUCAAUGUUACAGCGCAGAUAAUUUUUGACCCUAUCAAAGGACCAAUGCUGAAGUUCCCCAUUGGGCCUCCUCUGCCGCUUCAUUCCAGCAUCUUUCAGCCACAGAAUUUCGCCAGUCAGGCUCAAGCCACUUCUAGAACAGCCACGGGGGGUGCUGAUAGCACUGUUGUGAGCUCCCCCGCUCUGAACUCAUCAACAACGCUGGUAAACUGUGCAGACAGGAAACCCACUGUCCCUGUUGUUCUGGGAACUAAAGUGUUUGUUGACAAUCCUUCGUCUCCCCCAAACAGUGAGGCAGGGAGCAGCAGCAGCAGCACAGCCACUCCCACUUCAGUGUCUCUUCUGAGAUCUCAAGUGGAGACCUCGAAAAACUCGACUGUAGAAAGUAAGCCUGAUGCUGUGACUACUUUGUCCAUAACUAAGAGUGCACCUAUCUCCAGCUCUGGAGAGUCCCAUGUACAACAAGGAACAGUGAGCAUUUUACCUUUUGGCAAAAUGACAAGCAAGUUUUACCCUUUGAAAGCUUUGCAGAAUCCUGUGUCUCUUCUCCACAAACACCAACAGGGAGCUGCGGGAGCGAAUUCCUCUAUUGUCAUGGACUUUCAGCAAGCCCUGUUGGCCCACCGCUUGGCUAUGCCAGACGGUUCUGAAGCAACAGUUGCGGAGACAGUGCUCAGUGCGGGCAGCUACUCAUCGGUUUGCCAGGAGGACUCUGGUGAGGUCAAGCCACUAGCGGAAUUGUGCAAAAGCUUACUGGCUCAAUUUUUCAAAUCUCUGGAUAAUCAAACAUCGGAGUCUGAAGCUAGUGGUUCGUCUUUCAGCUCUCCCUGUGUGGAUGUGAAACAAGAUCCCGCUGUUGUCCAGAAGCAACAAGAAUCUCAGCAGGAACCCGUCCUUUCAGAUCUCAAGGGAGUUAACUGCACUGAAUCUGCUCAGGUAAGCAGACUGGGAUCUACUGUGGCAUCAAAUCUGAAGGAGGAAGUUGAACUGACUUUGACUGACAACAACGAGUGUAUCAUGGCAUCAUCCAGCGCCAUUGCUGGUCCUGCUGACUCGGAGGCUUGUAGUCAACAGGAUAGUGUGAUGACUGAAGUUGGAGAUGAGGAGUCGAAGAGGAUAAAAUACGAUUCUAAUAUUGUGAUGGACCCCACAGCUCCCCUGUCCUUGGGGGAAGUUCCUUUGUUCGCUAGUGGCAAAGGAGAUUCAGACUCCAUGAGCCCGACCAGUGAUGGUGGAACGUAGCAAGAUUUGUGUGUUUGUGAUGACCUGCUUUGAUGAGCUUUUUUUGUGGCUCUUAAUGAUAUGUACACUAGUUCAUAGAUGUGUAGUGGCGUCAGUAGUCUAGUGGUUAGGCUACCGGACUUAUAAUUGUGAGGUUGCAGAUUCGGGAGUUCGAGCCUAAGGCCCGAUGUACAGUUGUGUCCUUUACACGCAUUUUCCUCACUUCACCCAGGUGUGAAUGGUUACCUGGCCAUAAACAGCGAAAGAUCUUGUCAGUACGCCUAUAAAACGGCAGUUUACACUUUAUGCUUCCCAGGAAGUUGAGAUUGUUUCAGAUGCCAUCUGGUCUGCAGGGGUAUGAUAUAGAUUGUAAAGCACAUAGAGAGCGUACUGUUGAGCUAUUUGCGCAAAAAAUUGCUAUCUUUUACUAUUAGUACUGUUGUUGUUCCCUCAAAGAUACUGGAAUAAUGGAAAAUGUUUUUUGUUUUUCUUCUGUUUCUCGAGUAUUCUUGGGUAAUGAAGACUCAGUGUUAUUUAUAGAGAUCACAGUUUAUAUCUUGAUGUGCUUUUAAUGCUGUUAUGUGUUGUUUCCUUUGCAUAUGCUCUCCUGCCCAUGAUUCUUUUGUUUAAUGACCUGCUCAAGAGACUGAGAGCAUCAGCUUUCACUGUCAUUUUCUCCAUUUCCUUACAAGCUCUCAAGACACAACUAAUUGUAAAUCAGAACUGGUCUGUUUUCCUUUACAGUAAUACAUGUAUAUGUCAUAAAUUGUUUAGAUCUAUAGGUAUCUCUUGUUCUUGUAAUCUGUAAGAUAAUAAAGGGGGCCUGAGAUGAAGAAUUAUCACUGUUUUACCCAAUUUUGAGAAGCACAGUUGCUUUAUAGUGAACAUUUGUGCUCCCUAAAAAAUAAAUAAGGCUUGAAAUGAAAAAAAUUAUUAACCUUCAGCCCAAUUCAGUGAAGUUAAGUUUAUUUCUAAUGAAUACUACUGAAAAUAUAUCGGUUGCUUCAUGUGUCAGUAUGAAAUCCAGUGGCAUCUCUAGCUUAGCUUCAUGCACAUUUAUUCAAAAGAAAGCUGCCCGGCUGCCGGACAAAAAGUUAUUACACCCCAACCCUAUGUGCAUGUAAAUAAUAUGGUUUCCUCAUACAGCUGAUUUUUACCUCCUUUUUCCACUAUGGGUUAUUGGACAGCAAGCAACAGUAGCAUUGCUACUCCUGUUUCCAAUCUAGCUUCUUUUUGUAACCGCAUUGCUUCUGUGCUCAUCUUAAAUUAUAUUAUCAAAGCCUCACUGCCGACAGUGUGUUUGGUAAUUGCUCUUUUUUAAGUCGCAGGUUUUUUUUAUGACAACACUCUGAAUUCCAGGCAAAGCUAGACUCUAUUUUCCACUUGUGCAACGCGUCAGCUAGGUAAGAUAAGUUCGAUUAUGAUAUUGGACUAUUUCCUGUUGUUUUCUUUUUGCAAGAUCGAGUAUAAAAGUUAAUAAAGUUAGGAAGGUUAAAAAAGCUCUUACAAAACCCAGAAGGCCCUAUCUUAAGAGGUUAGCUAUUCACACAUGUCAAACUUGUCAAAAUAAAAAAAUGGGUCAGAUGAUAAGUAUGAGGUAUUGAAAAAUUUCAUCUUUGUACUAUGUAAUGCCUCUCCUUUUUUUUUUCAUGUCAGUUUUGUUUGACUCAUGUUCAGAAUAUCGACACUUUCAUUUGAUAAUUGUUUAACACUUACAGCUGAAGCCAUGGGAGAACUAAAGAUGUUAAAAAAAACCUUCACAGCUCAAGAAACGCGCUAAAAAAAUUUGAAGCGUUACUUCAACGAAAGUCGCCAGCAGUACUGAACUGAAAUUACAGGCCGGUGACUAAAGUUGCCAUCGGUACUGUAGGUUUUUAAUUAAGUCAUUUUUUGGCGUUUUGAGGAAACACCAACUGUUGCAUUCACAAAACAAUCUUAGCACAUAGUUUUUUCUGAAUAUUUUUUUAGUUUUAUUAAAAUUCAAAGCCUAAA